GACACCAUGGAACUCCUCAAACCUUCUACUCUUUUACUUGUGAUAUUGAGUCUCACUAUGAACUCUAUGGGUUCUACUCAUGGUCCAAACAAAGGGGGUUACUGGCCUUCAUGGUCCAAUGAUUUCCCACCCUCGGCUAUUGACACCACUCUUUUCACUCAUGUUUAUUAUGCUUUUCUAGCUCCAAAUAACACAACAUUCAAGUUUGAAAUCGACAGUCAUACCGCUGUCUUGCUUAAAAACUUCACCACCACCCUUCACGAAAAGACAACACCGGUCAAAACAAUGUUUUCCGUCGGAGGUGGCUCAUUUGGCUCUAAAACCUUUUCCCGCAUGGCCUUAGAUCACAACUCGAGGAAAAGUUUCAUCCUUUCCUCUGUAGAAGUAGCACGCAAGUUUGACUUUGACGGAGUUGACCUAGAUUGGGAAUUCCCACAAAACCCUAUAGACAUGGUCAACUUUGGCCACUUGCUUCACGAGUGGCGUGUGGCGGUCAAAAAAGAAGCUAAGUCAACCAGCAAACCACAACUUCUUCUUUCAGCCGCCACAUAUUUUAAACCAGAAAUUACGUUGGAUAAUGUUUAUCGUAAGUAUCCAGUGAAGUCCAUAAAUAAAAAUUUGGAUUGGAUAAACGCAAUGUGUUAUGAUUAUCAUGGGUCAUGGGAUCUCUCUGCAACCGGGACCCUUGCUGCCUUAUUUGACCCACAUAGCAAUGUGAGCACAAGUUACGGGCUACAAUCAUGGAUCAAGGCUAAGAUCCAUCCAGAAAAAUUGGUGAUGGGGUUGCCAUUAUAUGGUCGAACAUGGAAACUAAAGGAUCCAACUUUAUAUGGUAUUGGAGCUCCAGCUAUCGAUGUAGGACCAGGAAUUGAAGGAUCAAUGCCUUACGUAGAAGUGCAAGAGUUCAACGCCCAAAAUAACGCCAAGGUGGUAUUUGACGAUGCAACGAUAUCUUAUUAUUCUGUUGCAGGAACCUCUUGGAUUGGAUAUGAUGAUGUUAGAUCAGUAAAAUUAAAGAUAGAAUACGCUCGCUUACUUAAAAUAGGAGGAUAUUUCUUUUGGGCGGUCGAUGGUGAUCAAGAGUGGAAAAUCUCCCGACAAGCUUCAGAGACUUGGAUUAAUUGAAAACUCAAGGACAAGACUUUGAAGUGGAUUCAAGGAAUAAGACGUGCAUCAUUUUGUUUGAUUACAUAUUAUAUGUUUGCAAUUGUCUUUCUUAAUGUCGAGAAAAAAAAAAACAAAUUUAUUAGUUUUGUCUUAGUCAUGAGUGAUGCGCCCACGAACAUUUAAAAUCCAUGGCAGAUUUGUCUGUUUAGUGGAUACGUAUAUAUCUAGACAUUGAUUUUGUUUAUACAAAACUUGAAUGGGCACACCAAAGUGGAACUUUUAAGGUCA
Molecule: messenger RNA, 1395 nt
Organism: Helianthus annuus (common sunflower)
Lineage: Eukaryota; Viridiplantae; Streptophyta; Magnoliopsida; Asterales; Asteraceae
Product: nod factor hydrolase protein 1
Exons: 2
Coding region: 7-1125 (372 amino acids)
Biological process (GO): chitin catabolic process; carbohydrate metabolic process
Cellular component (GO): extracellular region
Molecular function (GO): chitinase activity; chitin binding
Source: RefSeq, a predicted model, not a curated record